ACGAAAUCUAGGAAAUUUGACUACUUCAAUUCAAGAGCUUGGUAGCUCUGAAGAAAUUAUCUGCAAAACGAAACAAUGAAUGCUGCAAAUAUUCGUUCAACGACAUGCCCAGGACAAAAAAAAUUGUUGACAAAGCAUGUUUUCCAAAUGUUCUCCGCAACUGUUCGUUGACUUCGUUAAAAAGGGUUUUUGACUUCUUCGUUGUCAUGGUUUUAGUUAUGGUGUCAUUAACUUUGAUCUACAGACCCGCCAAGAUAUUUCGCCGUCAUAAAAGAACGUUCGCUUACCAAGACCCUGUUGCAGACAUCGUACUGUCAAGCGAUUUCUCGGACGAUGGAUUUUUUUUCGUUCCAUUCGAAGAGAAGGAAAAAUACCUGUCGUAUGAGGCACCAGUAGGCAGUUGGAGUAAACAGCUUCAAGCCUUCGAGAACGCCGUCAUAAUAUCGAAAAUGCUUAACAGAACUUUACUCGCUAAACCUUUGGCCAGUGAAUUAGAAAUCAAGCGACUUUCGCAAGUAGUGAAACGCACUUUUCAGCCCCACUCAAAGGUCUAUGACAUUUUGGACACAAAAUUCACCGUUCCAGUUUCCUCCAUACUGGAUUUGAAUCACUUAUCGAAGCUGAUCAGAGUUCAAAGUGUACCUCAUCAACAGUUUAUAAACAAUUUUGAAAACUUGUCACGGUUCGAUGUUUGUCAUCGCGACUCGGUGGGCUUCUGGGUCGAUUUUGUACCAGCGGCAACUAAUAAGAACGCAUGGAAAGUCCUCGAAGCGCAAAACUUUGCUCCUUUGUCAUUCUCUAUUUCUGCAGUAGACCCAGCUUGUGAUUUUGGACUAGAGGUCAAAAGUGAUUCUCACCAGCCCAAACCUGUCAUUAGAGGUAUCCUCUCCGAGUUAAGUCGCGUUAAGGAGGAUUUGUUAUAUUUUCGGGCGGGAUCCAUGGCAACCACUGAAAUACGAUUUCUGUCCAAAAGACGGACAGCACUAGCGCAAGAAUGGACGGAUAACUACAUUCGUUUCACUCGAUAUGUUCAGGAAAAGUUUCUGAGAAUCAUGGCUAAAAUAAAACAGCCGUACAAUGCAAUGAUGAUAUCUCGAAACGAGGAAGGAAAUCUGAAUAAUACAAUUUAUUACAGAUUAAGACAAAUGGAAAAGAUGAAGUUUCGUAACAUAACAAAUGUCUUGUAUAUAAUUACUCAUGUAAAUAACCUGACACAUUUUGAACCAUUGAGAACGCUGGGAUAUGAGAUGUACUUAUCUAGGGACUUAGUCCCUUCAGGGAUAAGUUCAUUCUUACGGCACGAUGUGAUAGAACUCUUUGGAUUAGUAAUUUGUAAAUAUGCUAGGCUAUACGCAGGCUCGACGGAGCCGUAUCUCAUUCGACGAGGUCGCAUUCAUGAGGCCGAAAGGAAAGAUGGUCUACUUGUUGAUCACGUGACUGUCAAGUGGGCGGGGCACACUGUCAAGAGAAGACAUCGUAUCUUGCCGCCUCGCAACGUGACAAGCUACGGGCAGCUAAAUUUGAGAACUCACAAGCCAAAUUACAUUUCUUGUACAGUUUGUAAAUUCAUGCACAAUACGCUCAGACACAAAAUUUGCGUUCCAAUAAUGAGUGAAUGUUCUAAGUUAAGACUUAUUUAG
Messenger RNA from Stylophora pistillata, 1640 nucleotides. RefSeq lists its product as uncharacterized. The record is from RefSeq and is a predicted model, not a curated record. Lineage: Eukaryota; Metazoa; Cnidaria; Anthozoa; Scleractinia; Pocilloporidae.